GUACUUUAUCCUUAAUGAUAACUCAGGUUUGCUGACUAUUAAAGAAGGAACCCCACCAGGAACAUACAACAUAAGAGUUAGAGUCAUUGAUGGAGUCUGGCCAGAUGUUAUCUCAACUGUAAAGGUUAUAGUGAAAGAAAUCAAAGAUGAUGCCCUCCAUAAUGCUGGUUCCAUACGAAUAAAAGGUAUCACACCAGAGGAGUUCAUAUCUCAAUCCCCUGAAAAACAGAGUAAAUACUACCGGAUGAGGAAGCUGCUUUCAGAAAUUAUAUCAGUCCAAUUGGAAAAUGUUCACAUUUUCAGUGUAUUAAACAGUCCAAGUCCAACCCAAGGUAUUGAUGUUUGGUUUGCUGUUUAUGGUCCACCUUAUUAUAAAGCAGAAAAACUCAAUGGCAAUGUAGCAGCCUCCAGAGCAUGGCUGGAAAGCAUCUUGGAUAUAAAUAUCACCCAGAUUGGCAUUGAUGAAUGUGUGACUGCAAACUGUACUCACAGCAGCGGAUGCAGCAGUAAGCAUGAACAGAAACACGUACCAACUGUAACUACAACUGAAAGUGUUUCACUGGUGUCUGUGACAGUCCUGAGUCAUGCUGUGUGUGGCUGUGCAGCUCGGGAGAGUCCUCAUCUUUCCUGCUCCUCAUACCAGACAAACCCUUGUCUCAAUGGUGGCACAUGCACGGACACUGAUUUGGGCUACAGAUGCAAAUGUGCUGCAAAUUUUCAUGGACCAGACUGCCAGCAGACAAAACACAGCUUCAGAGGCCAUGGUUAUGCCUGGUUCCCUCCUCUUCAGCCUUGCUUUGAGAGCCGCAUCUCCUUAGAGUUUAUCACUGAUGUCGCCGAAGGCCUUCUGUUGUACCAUGGACCAGUGGCACGAGGGCAGCCUGAAGAACAGGAAUACUUCCUUGCUUUAGAGCUCUCCGGGGGUGUCCCGUCGCUGACCCUGAGCCACAGCUCUGGUGAGCUUUUCCUGCAGCUCUCACAAAAAGUUAAUGUUGCAGAUCGCCGCUGGCACAAUAUUAAAAUUAUAAAUGAUGGAAAGGAAGUGAAGAUGAUUCUUGACCACUGCGUAAAUGUCUCAGCUAGAGACAAUGACAUUGUCAUUAAGAAGAACUCCCAAAUGGAUCUAUCUGCCUGUGAAGCCUCUGGAGAGAUUGUGGGAUCUCAAAGGCUAUUCAGCGGCCAUCAGCCUCUGCAACUGGGUGGAGUUAAGAAGACUUUGCCUUACCACGAUUCACAAAGGCACUUCAGAGGAUUUGUUGGCUGCAUACGCAAUGUCAUUGUUGAUAGUAAGGUCUAUGAUUUAGAGCACCCUGCAGAGUCCCUGAACAGCGUUCCCGGCUGUGUCCUUACAGAUGAAGUGUGUCAGAGUGGUGGGAUGGCCUCCUGUGGCACUCAUGGCAAGUGUGUUGGUGGUUGGGAUUUCUUUCACUGUGACUGUUCCUCAGGAUAUGCUGGACCAGCAUGUGAAAAAGUUCUUCCAGAGUGGGCUUUUGGAAGGGACAGCUGGAUCCAUUAUGAGCCAAGAAGCAUCCUCAGCAGUCGUAGCACUAGGAUCCAGCUGAUGGUGCGCACUCGUAUCUCCCACAGCACUCUUCUGAGCUUGGCCUCUGCAGAUGGGAACGGAUACAUCCGACUGGAGGUGGUUGAGGGUUUCUUUAGCAUUAACUUCAGUUUGGGGGACAAAAAUCACUCUCUGAGACUGAAGACAUUGCACAUAAACAAUGGCCAGUGGGUUCUUCUGACCAUGGAGCGCUACAACAAUGAAUUCACCCUGCGUGUUAACAGCGGUGGAGGUGAUCAUGAAAUCACCUCUGUCUUGGGUACAAAUAGGUGGUUUGAAACAGAUUGGGCAAGCAUUGUGCUAGGAAACCGCCUUCCCAGUCAUUCAGAGAGCGAUUUCCAAGGUUGUAUGCGUGAUGUCCAGCUGAAUGGUCAGCCACUCCUUGUGGAAGGCAGAAGCACAGAGUUUGGCUUAAUUCUGAGGCGGCAAGGAGUCACCAUGGGAUGCCAUUCCAGUGCCUGCAGCAGCCAGCCCUGUUACAGCCCCUUCCUUUGUGUAGACCUGUGGAGAAAAUAUGAAUGCCGGUGCCCAGCUGGGAAAGUAGAAGUGACUGACACCCUUACAGGGCUCAGACACUGUAGCUCAUCCACUUGUGGACGCUGGACCUGUAGGAACGGGGGUACCUGUGUGGCUCAAUCCCAAGACAAGCCUACCUGCCAGUGCCCCGAAGGUUACAAGGGAAGAUGGUGUGAAAUUAGCCAGGUGAAGGCUGCAAGACCUGUUGGACUCAGCUCUGGCUCUAUUCUGGCAAUCAGCAUGUGCCUCCUUGUCUUCCUAGCGCUCUUGGUUUCCUACACAGUGUGGAGUCAGUGGGGAAGUUCAGGAUUUCGGAAAGGAGGAAUUUACCACAUUCCUGAAGAGCGUGAAAGCUGGGAGGAUGUUAGAGAAAAUGUCUUAAAUUAUAAUGAAGAAGGAGGUGGAGAACAUGACCAGAAUGCUUAUGAUAUAGAUAAACUGAAGAAACCUCUCCGUAAAAUUCCCCACUUCUCCUUGCGGGCAGCUGCUCCACACUCCAGGACACAAACUGGCCCAAAAAGAGACUCAUUCCCAAAACAUGCACAUCAAAAACAAUCAACAUCAGCUGCUACCAGCAUCCUGGACUUAAAGGAAUAUGUUUCUCAAAUCAUCCGGGAUGCAGACAACGAUCCAAAGAGUCUUCCAGCUGACACUAUUCAUUUUUACUGCUUAGAAGGGCAAUGCUCUCUAGCAGGGAGCCUUAGUUCCUUAGAUUCCAUUAGCAGUGAUGAAGAUCUAAAUUAUGAUUGCCUCCAAGAGUGGGGGUCGAAGUUUGACAUGCUUAAAGAACUCUAUAAGGUCUCAAAUGAAAAUUUGUAACUAGAGUUAAAGGAACUUGACACAUUGUCAUGAUGUAUGGACACUGCUUUUAAAAAUGUCCUUUUUUAUAUAUAAGUUACAUCAAGUAACUUAUGUGAUACAAGGUUUUAGUUACAGUAGUAUGAUAUACUCACUUUUCCCAGGAGUGAUAAUCUGAGCAAUCUUUUUAUACGCACUGUACAGUUAUUUAAUGAUAGAAGUGCAAAGACUUUUAAAGCAUGAAUUUUCUUGAAAACUUUGGAAUGUAGGAUUUCUAUAGAAUAGCAUUGUAAUAUCCUUUUUUAUUUGUGUAGACCACAUGACUCACUGGAAUUAUCAUGAAUGCAAGAACUUGAAUUAUUUUCUCCCUAGCAUUAAUAUGAAUUCUAUUGUGUGGGUAACAAUGGGCAGGAAAUUCUUGUUUUUUAAACUGAAUUCAUUUUAGACUGUGAAAUAAUUAUUAAAAAUGUUAAAUAUAAAAUAUUUUGAA
Molecule: messenger RNA, 3365 nt
Organism: Corapipo altera (White-ruffed manakin)
Lineage: Eukaryota; Metazoa; Chordata; Aves; Passeriformes; Pipridae
Product: neural-cadherin-like
Exons: 14
Biological process (GO): homophilic cell-cell adhesion
Molecular function (GO): calcium ion binding
Source: RefSeq, a predicted model, not a curated record